This is a messenger RNA of Penicillium alfredii, 377 nucleotides long. Its product is annotated as kinase-like domain-containing protein. Lineage: Eukaryota; Fungi; Ascomycota; Eurotiomycetes; Eurotiales; Aspergillaceae. Gene Ontology annotation, biological process: regulation of mRNA processing; spliceosomal complex assembly. The record is from RefSeq and is a predicted model, not a curated record. The transcript has 2 exons. The coding region runs from base 84 to 377 and encodes 97 amino acids.
AAUGGUAUGGGCUGAUCGAUCCCACGGAGAAAAUCGAGGAGACACUCCCCACUCAUUGCUCUUCGAAGUACUAUCCCACCAAGAUGGGCGAAGUUCUGAACAAUCGUUAUCAGAGUACUACAAAGAUCGAUUAUGGCGUGGCAUCCACAGUCUGGCUUACCCGUGACUUGAGGUAUGCCAGCAGUGCAUCCCAAUACGUUGUUUUGAAGAUUCAUACUCAUGGUUCCGAGAGAGACCAUGAGCUAAAUGUCUAUGAGCACAUAAAUUUAAUCCAAACAGAUCACCCCGGAAAAACUUACAUACGCAAACUCUUGGGUCAUUUUUACACAAAGGGUCCCCAUGGCCGGCACUCAUGUCUUGUUCACCACUCGGGAUGA